CCCCAACUGUACAAAAAUUGGUGGAGAUAGAGAGAGAGAGAGAGAGAGAGAGAUGGCGAGCAGUUUGGUUUCUUCAUCGUUGGUUCUGAAGCCAUCUGCUGUGCCAGCAGUGAGCAGACCACAAGCCAAAGGUCUGCCUUCGCUUGCCAGGCCUUCUUCUUCCUAUGGCCUCAAGGUUAUGGCUAAGAACAGGAAGAUCAAGACUGACACACCCUAUGGACCUGGAGGAGGAAUGAGUCUUGUCAAUGGGGUUGAUGCAUCUGGAAGGAAGCUUAAGGGAAAGGGUGUUUAUCAAUUUGUUGACAAAUAUGGAGCUAAUGUUGAUGGCUACAGCCCAAUCUACAGUCCAGACGAAUGGUCUCCCAGUGGUGAUGUCUAUGUUGGAGGGAAAACUGGCCUUAUAUUAUGGGCUGUGACACUACUUGGACUGCUUGGAGGGGGAGCUCUUCUGGUUUACAACACCAGUGCUCUGGCUUAGUGGAUUUAAUGAAAAGCCUUGUAAUAUAAGUUUAUCAGAAUUUGCAUAAAAACCACUAUGUUUGCUGCAAUUAUGUGAAAUUGUUCUCUUCUGGUAGGAUUGAAUACAAUAGCUUAUUAAUCAAUGCCUCAAUUAUUAUAACAGUUUUAA
Messenger RNA from Phalaenopsis equestris, 628 nucleotides. Its product is annotated as photosystem II 10 kDa polypeptide, chloroplastic. Lineage: Eukaryota; Viridiplantae; Streptophyta; Magnoliopsida; Asparagales; Orchidaceae. The record is from RefSeq and is a predicted model, not a curated record. The coding region runs from base 53 to 478 and encodes 141 amino acids. Gene Ontology annotation, biological process: photosynthesis. The transcript is spliced from 5 exons. Gene Ontology annotation, cellular component: photosystem II oxygen evolving complex; photosystem II; thylakoid membrane.